Molecule: messenger RNA, 1182 nt
Organism: Phragmites australis (common reed)
Lineage: Eukaryota; Viridiplantae; Streptophyta; Magnoliopsida; Poales; Poaceae
Exons: 6
Coding region: 397-924 (175 amino acids)
Cellular component (GO): intracellular membrane-bounded organelle
Source: RefSeq, a predicted model, not a curated record
GUGUCCCCCGUUGAUUGUCAGGAUGGUAUUUGGUAUUCCAAGUCAAAAAAGAUCUCCAUUUCUUUGCAGGAUCUCCUCUCCUCUCCUCCCCACUCCACCGGGAUCCCCCGCAAGUUUUGCUUGCCCCGACCCGACCCAGAUCCAAAGCGUCCUCCAUUCCAUUUCCCCCGCAACCACGCCUCUUUGGAUCCUUCCCUCUCCCGUCCCCUACUAGGAUAGGAGGCGUCCUCACCUCCCCCCGGAUUGCAGUUGCAGACCCAUUCGGACCUGUGUUGAUUUCUUCUUGUGAUUGAUUGGUUCUUGGUUCUUGCGGCGGCUUUGCUGCGUGGCGUGGUGGAGUAUUUUCGAAAGAUCUUUGGGAGUUGGUUCAGCUGAACCCCCAUGCCCUCGCGUUAAAUGGGGUCUCUUUUGAAUAGGACCGGCGUGCUGCCCUGGCUCCAAACCAGGAUUGUUGAUCCCGUGCUGCAGGUCAUAAGAAGGGGAGCAGAACCAAAGCAACUGGCCUUCUCUGCUGCCCUUGGUGUCACUAUUGGAAUCUUUCCGAUAUGCGGGACCACUGUUAUUCUCGGCGGUGUUGCUGUAGCAAUGUUGGGAGGUCGUUGCAAUGCUGUUACUGUUAUGGUUCUAAAUUUGGCCGCCACUCCUCUUGAGCUAAGCUUGAUAAUCCCUUUCUUGCGUUUGGGAGAAGCAGUCACGGGCAGUGCGCACUUCCCCUUGACGGCUGACGCAUUGAAGAAUGUCCUCACUGGCCAUGCCUCGAAGGAUGUGCUACUGAGCAUCGUCCGUGCGAUGCUGGGUUGGCUGAUUGCUGCACCAUUUGUACUUGGCGCGUUGUACGCCGUCUUGAUCCCUUGUUUCAAGAUUCUGGUUGACAAGUUUGGCAGCACGCCUUUGAGCCCCAGGACACCAAUCAAGGCGGUCUAGUGUAGCCCUUUCGCGCUAGUGACAUGUCCAAUUCUCCUGAAGCCGUGUAUACAAAUUCGUUGUGAUGCCAUCAGGUUGAGAUGGUUCCGGCAUCAUUUCGCUCGGCCAUCCCAGGCACCGGUCAAUAACUUGGACUCUGAUUGGGGCAUAUGCUCUGUAAUUCUGUAUGCUGGUUUCCUGGCUUCAUAUACUGAGAUGUGUAAUUCAGAAUUUUCUAAGUCUGAAUAAAUGAACGAAAAAUGCCUCGGCAAUUUGGAA